Molecule: messenger RNA, 1704 nt
Organism: Yamadazyma jaroonii
Lineage: Eukaryota; Fungi; Ascomycota; Pichiomycetes; Serinales; Debaryomycetaceae
Source: the annotation of a GenBank genome assembly
AUGAAAAGGAAAAGUGAAUCCAUUGAAGUUUCUGAUAAGCCAGGCCACAAGGAGGAAGAAAAGAAUACCGAUAACUCCAAAGAAAGGUUUGAAAGGGAACUUGCAGUAUUGUUCAUUGAAAAUUCCAUUAAGUUUGAUACCCUGAAUAAUUUCCAUUUAAAGCGAUUGGUCUCACGAUUAGCAGGAAUCCAUAUUAAUGAAAUUCCUUCAGCCCCUAAGUUGUUAUUUCAUGUCAAUGAUAUGUAUAAUAACUUCCAAGGUUACUUCAAAGGAUUUUUUGCCCAAAAUAGAGACAGGUUGUAUUCUCUUACUUUGAAUAAGUGGAAUAAUGAUUAUGGAUUCUUUAAUAUCCAAUUCAUGAAUGAUGAGUUUAAGUAUUUUGAGUUUCCUUUAGGGUUGUUCCGAUUCCAGGAUGGAAGAGUCGAUAAUGGGAUUAUAAGAAACACCAUUUUACAAGAUUUGACCGGUAAAAUCAAUUUCAUCACCACCAACUUUGAGUUGGAUUUGAAAUCUAAAAAUAUCAUCAAAUUUCUUUUGAACUCGAACCAGACUGAUAAGAUUCUUAUGUGUUUUCCAUCAUUCUUGGUAGAAGCAUAUUUGGAUUUCUUGAAGUCUUAUUCCAAGGCGGACCUUCAAAUGAUCAAAACCUUGGAUACUAUCAAUUUUAGUACAUUUUCCAACGUUGAGAAGAUUAAUAGAUUUUAUGAAACAGUUUGCAAGGAAAUGAUCACAAAGUUGACCAGCAUAGAAGUGGAAUAUUUGAAGGAAAUAGAUUUCGAAGAGAAGCAACAAUUUUUAAAAGAUUCGAACCAUCCAUCUUUAGUGUUCAGAAUAAGAAAUAUGAUAUACUUUAAGAAAUUCUUGAAGGAAUCCGAUUAUAAUCAACUUAAUAGUUUUGAAUGGCAGUUAAUUGAGUUCUUUACCUAUAUUACCACUAUCAAUUUGAAAUUAGUGGAGUUCCCCAAUCGAGUUCCAUUGAGUAAUCAUUUGUUGCAAUUGAUCAAAUAUGAAAUCUUCUUGAUGGACCAAAUGUAUCAACAAUUCCCCUUGAGGUAUAAUUUGUUAUCCCCCGUUAUAUUCAAAAGCUUUGAAGCCUAUUCAGGUAAAUUGGAUUCUUAUCAUAGGGAGUUGUCUGCCAAACCAAAUAUUCUUUUAUCUACUUACUUAUCACCCCACACCAGAAAGUUCUUGAAACUGGAGGAGAUACAAUCAAUUAGAUCACUAUUGAAAAGUAGUAGAGAAGUCAAUGUUGUAGAUAAUUCCAAUGAUACUGAAGAUUCUUUCAGUCUUGAUGGAUUGAUCAUGGAUGCUUUUGAAUGUUCAGGCAAUAUCAACAAUGAGGUAUUAGUAUUUGAAACCAUUGAAACCAAGAAACCUCCAGAUCUUACAAAGUUCUGGAAUACCAACAAGGUUAAAUUCCCUAACCUUGCUAAAUUGGCUAAAGAGGUAUUACCUAUUCAAAUCAAUAGUGAUCGCAACAAUGAAACUUUCAAAUCUAACUUCCAAGAUAUUCUUGGAGAAUUGAAAGACGACAUCUGUUCCAUUGAAGCUUAUUGUUUCAUUUACUUCUUGAGUCAAGAGAUUGAUCUUAUUGCUAUGGAUCUGAUGGAGAAGAAUAUUGAAGAGUUUCAGCAUGACGUAUUCAAGUCCCAUAAGUGUGGAACUUUAGUCAACUCUAGAGACUUGAAGUUACCUGAGUUAUAA